CCCCUCCUUCAUUAAUUGUAAGAUGACUUUUUUAUUUUUUAUUACUUAGUUAAAUAAGUGUAAAGCUCUAAAUUUGGCAUUUUAUUUUUCAGUUUGUGCUUCUAAAGUUUGAAGAAGAUGAAAGUCUGGAGGUAGCUAAAAGAAAUUGGCUUCGUUUAAAUGAAGAGAGCAUGCAAUUUGAGUGUAAAUGGCCAAAAGAUCUCCUGACUGAAAAACAGCUUGUGUCUCUAAUAACAAAACCAGAUGGUCCCACAGAUGGGUGGGAAUUUCACCCUUGUGAAAUUAUUAAUUCUUAUGACAAUUAUCUAGAUGCCCACUUAGGACGGAAAUGUAGACUUACCAAUCCUACUUAUGAAACAGAAAAGGAACUUGGAACUGGGCGUAGAAAGAAGAAGAAGAAUACAAAAUUCCAUGAUAAGAGUGAUGAGGAGGAACCUAAGAAAAAGAAGGUGAAAACCAGUGUGCCUGAGCAGCGUAUUCCCUCUCCACCUGCAAUAGUUCUGGCAACCAAACAAGAUUGUCAAGUGUCCAGUGCUAAAGCCCCUGUUCUGGUCUCACAAAGCACCGUCAACAUCCGCCUAACAGAAAACAAGAAAACUUUCAACGUGUGCAGAAAAAAUAGAGGUUCAAAAGCCGAAAAUCUCGAUGAUCUGAAGAAAAUUAUGGAUGAAAAAUUAAAAUCUGGAAAGACUGUAUCUGCCAAGAAAAUGAGCACUACACUAUCUGUAAAGGAUGUGCCCCAUUCUAGUAAAGACAAAAGGAAGUCUGAUAGUGAAGAAGAUGGAGAUGAAUUUUCUGAUAGUGAUGAAGAUAAAUCUUCUGAUACUAGAGAUAGAUGAAGAUAAAUCUUCGGAUACUAAUAGAGAUAAAGAUAAAUCUUCUGAUAGUGAUAGUAGUUUGGAUGGCCCAAACUUAAGGAAACAGGAUGGUAAAAAAUCAAAUAUUUUUGACACUGAUACUUGUUCUGAAGAUUCAGCUGAGAAAACUCCUCAGUCAGCCUCAAAGGAAGACGACCAGGUCAGAUCACUGUCACCACCUACUGAUGCCGUGGGAGACAACCUCAGCUCCUUUGGGAGCUCACCACCUGCUGCUACCAGUCAAAACGGUAUUGCUGAGAACAUUACUGAUGCUAUCCAUCUAGCUAGAAGGACACCACCUGCUGCUA
Molecule: messenger RNA, 1165 nt
Organism: Frankliniella occidentalis (western flower thrips)
Lineage: Eukaryota; Metazoa; Arthropoda; Insecta; Thysanoptera; Thripidae
Exons: 2
Coding region: 171-839 (222 amino acids)
Source: RefSeq, a predicted model, not a curated record